Seminavis robusta is the source of this 435-nucleotide messenger RNA. The record is from the annotation of a GenBank genome assembly. NCBI's taxonomy places the organism in Eukaryota, Bacillariophyta, Bacillariophyceae, Naviculales, Naviculaceae.
AUGAUGAAUCCUCGUGCACCUCGGUCGCUUGGUGCCAUGAUGGUAGAUGAAAAUCGCACAGUUGAACAAGCCGCGUUUCUCAUCAGUAAUGCACAAUGUUUCCGCACUCAACUUUUUAACAAUCUAACCCCACAGGAAAGUUUUUUGGUCGCCAUGAAUUUGGAUCCUGAUGUCCUUGUUGAAGCGGUGGCACGUCGUGCUUUGUCAAGUGGUCUAACACCUGAGCAAGCUGGACGCGUUACUGGCGCCGUUUGGUUAAGUGGUCAAGAUGCAGUAACCCGUCAUCGUGUGGAGAGUGGAUCUUUGGCCAGGACAUACACUUUGCGCAUGGUUCUCGAACCCAAGCCCAUUCCCCCUUUACCCUCGUUAGGUUCCGACGAUGACGAUGACGAGGAGGAUAAAGAGAACUCCAAACCACGUACGAAGAACGUGUGA